Molecule: messenger RNA, 558 nt
Organism: Pocillopora verrucosa
Lineage: Eukaryota; Metazoa; Cnidaria; Anthozoa; Scleractinia; Pocilloporidae
Source: RefSeq, a predicted model, not a curated record
AUGUCAGGUUUUGACUGCCUGAGCUUAUUGGGAUCUAUUCAACCUCCGGCCAAUGACAAAGAGUGUUGUCCUCCAUGUGAACCGGGUCCUAGCAGUGGCAAUUGUUUACUAAACAAGGGAAAAUUUGAUUACAUCAAGACAAAGGAAAACUGCACGUCCAGGAUUAAGUAUCAGCACAACACAUGUCGCGGAACGUGCGAGUCCACGUCCACUUCAACGUAUGGUGAGACCGGCUUGGAUUCGUUCUGCGCAUGUUGCCAGCCUUCAGUGGGAAAACUCUGGACUGCGACUCUGGACUGCCCUAACAAUGAAGUCCGAUCGACAAACUUUUUCGAGAUUAGAGCGUGUCGCUGUCGACAGUUCAAGUGUGUUUCUGAGCAAGACAAAAGCGGAAUGGAAGAGAUUAACGAAAAAGGUCAAGUUGUGGACGUCAACCAACAGAGUGUCGGCCGAAGACGUCGCCGUUAAUCAAUUACAGGGGAAGGACUGGGUCAAAUUAUCAACUAUCUCACAAAUUCUUAACCUUAUAUGAUGGGGGAGUUAAUGUUUAAUAAAAAU